This is a messenger RNA of Naegleria gruberi, 3579 nucleotides long. RefSeq lists its product as uncharacterized. Gene Ontology annotation, molecular function: protein binding. The record is from RefSeq and is a predicted model, not a curated record. The transcript is spliced from 2 exons. The coding region runs from base 1 to 3579 and encodes 1192 amino acids. NCBI's taxonomy places the organism in Eukaryota, Heterolobosea, Eutetramitea, Acrasida, Naegleriidae.
AUGCAUGAACAACGAAGUAGACAUCAUCAUCACCAUCACAAGAUAUCAAUCAACAACACUGGAAAUACAUCAACAUUAUCGGCGAACAAUAAUAAUAAUGGUAAUGGCAAUAACAAUGGUAAUCGGAGGAUAAAAUACAACUUUUUUCAUAGACUGGAUGGAGUAUCUUCGGGACAGAGAGAAGAGCCAGAAAGUAUGAUAGAAAUAAUGGAAAAGGAGGAUGACCGAGUAAAAAAGGAAGAAGAAACAAGAAAACACUUUGAGGAAAUUCACCGAUUGGAAGAGGAAAUGGAUAAAAGACGAAUAGUAAAGAAUGAAAUGAAAAAUAUGAGAGACAAGAGAAAACAAAAAAGGGAAAAAAGAAUAGCCAUGAAAGUUCUCUUGUUAAUGAAUGAAGAAAGAGCCAAGGAAUUGAAACCUCAAUUCAUGGAAUUCAAACACGGACGUUUAUCAAGAUAUGAUUUUAUGGCAGUUAUGAAAGAUUUUGUAGUAAAAUAUUCGGAAAAGGAUUACGGUUCAUUGAGUGAACCUCCUUCAUCACCAAUUGAGGAGGAGGCUUCAUCCGCAUUGACAUAUACUGAAUACUUUCAAAAUUCAUCAGAGGAUGAGAGAAAUUUGGUUUUAAACUUGUGCGAGCUUUUUAAUGAAAUUGAUUUUACUGGAGAGAAGUAUAUAACUUGGGAUGAUUUCAUGUCAUACUUGUUGGAUGCUGUUUCGGAUCAAUCAUCUAAGGAAGAUCAAAUCAAAGAAUAUGGCCUCUCGUUUACAUCUCCUGGAAGUGAUAUCGAUGAUGCAAUCAAAAAGAUUUGUUAUUUUGAUAACUGGGACAAGAUAGUGACAUGUGGAAAAACUAAAAGAUGUAGAAUUUAUGAGGCAAAAGAUAUGUCUGUUGUUGCAUCUCUUCCAGACCAUGAUGGUGCAAUUUUAGAUGCAGAAUAUUUACCAAAUCCUUAUAAUUUAUUAGUGACAAGUUCUGCAGAUCUGAGUGUUCGUUUUUGGAAUACAUCAAGGCUAGAGUUUGAUUUGGAAUAUUUGGAACAGCAAGAUGUUACUCAAACAGCCAUUAAAUUUUAUCCAAGGAAUAAUAUUCUAUUCACAGCAUCAAGAACUGGUGAUCUAACAUACUGGGUUCAUGGUAUUCCUCCAAAUGACUAUAGAAAAAAAGCUCAUCUAGACAAAAUUACAACAAUAGGUGUAACUCCAAAGUAUCAAAAGCAACAAAAUAAGGAUAGUUCAAGGGAGGUUUUCUAUCAAAGCAGGAGGAUACCAAAUCUCCAUCAAGAUGUCAUUACAGAUAUGAUAGCCCUUCCAAUGGAUAAUAGAGUAGUGACAAGCUCUCUAGAUUCUACAAUCAAAAUUUUUGAUGUGGAAAAGGAGGUGAAAGUGAAAGAGUUUUUAGGCCACAACAAGGGUGUUGUUUCCAUAGCAUGGACUAACGAAUACCAUUUCUUAAUUAGUGCUGGGUCUGAAAGAGAGCCUCUUGUAUGGAUUGCCAAUGUGGAAAAUAGAUCACCAUUCAGAUUGAGAGAUCAAAGAAGCCCUCACCAACACUCUUUGAUUGGUGUUUAUGCAGUUCCUAAUACUCCUCAAAUUAUUAGUGCUGACCAUAGAGGUUUAAUCAAGAUUUGGGAUAUCAGAACUCACAGAUGCUGUCAAACAAUUUACACAGAGCAAAAUCUUCCCAAAACCGAUUUCCAUAACUUUUACCUGAAUUCUUUUGCCUACAUGAACCAGAGAAAGCAGAUUGUCACUGCUAGUAGAACAAUCAAAUUAUAUGAAUAUGAAAGAACUGAGAAACCAAAGGGUGCCGAUGAUUAUCCACUUAUUUUAGCACUUUAUAAUCCAUCAAAUCUCCAUUUUAUGUCAUGUUCCAGAAAAGGAGUCAAGCUGUGGGAUGCUCUUAGUGGAGCUUGUUCUAAAAAUUUCAGAAAUAUUUCAACAACAGAUAUUACAGCAGCAUGCAUUGAUGACAGAGGAAGAAAGUUUAUUGUUGGAAAUCAUUCAGGAGAAAUUAUUUGUUAUAAUUUCUCUAAUGCCAGUCUCGUUAAACAAAUGAGUAUUUUCCAAAGCGAAAUCACAAGUCUUACAUACUGUGACGAUGGAUCGAAAUGCAUUGUUGUUGGUUCAGCUGAUGGAAAUGUAGCUAUAGUUUUGGAUAAGACUAAUUAUGAAGUUAAGGAACUCAAAUUUGCCCACAAGACAGAAGUAAAAUGCUCCUCCUUCUCAAGAACCUAUGCUAUAACAGUAACAGGAGACGCUUCAUCUUAUUGCUUCCUUUGGGAUAUGAAAAAUUAUUCCAAAUUGGCAGAAAUCAAAGGUCAAGGUGGUGAAAUUACAGCUCUUUGUUUUAUGGGUGUUUUACCUGCUUUUAUUGCUGCUGAGAAUACUGGACGACUCAUAAUGUAUACAACCAGACCAUUCCAUACACCAAACAUCCCUAUUGUACAGUGGUUCAACGAAUCUAAAACCGAAACAAGACAAGACUCUUCACAAAGCGAUAACAGAUCAUUUAUUACUGAAACACCAGCAACAACCUCUACCCCAUUUUCUAAUUUAUUCUACCCUUCCAUUGUUUUAAAUGAUGACACAUCUAGCUUGAAAUCAGGUAACACAAUUCCAGUUGAACCAAACAGAAACCAACUCUAUCAUAUUGUCACUGCUCUUGAGUAUGAUUUUACAUGUAACAGAUUAAUUACAGGAGACGAGAAAGGUUUUAUUUGUGUAUAUGAUAUGGAGAAUAUUGUUGAGGAAGCUCAGAUUAGAUUAUCUUCAAGAAUGUCUCUAGGUCCAAAGAUUCCACUUUCUGAGAUUUCAAAAUUGAGACCAGAAAAAAUCGCUAGAUUUAAGGCCCACACGGAUGCCAUUUCAAAGAUUCAAAUUAUCAGAGAACCAUAUAGUAUUCUAACUUCUUCAUUGGAUUCUUGUUCUGCCAUUUGGACAUUUAAUGGAGAGUUAAUGGACUCUUUAAGACAAGAAACUAAGGAGUGGAAUGACGUCGAGUUUGAAAAGAUUAUGAACGAUCCAACAAUUGUAAAUCCAAAACCAUUCAAUUUCCCUAUUAACCUUGAAGAAAGAAGAAAAGAAGAUGCUCUUACUGUCUCUGGAGUGAUUGAGAAAAUUACAAAACAAUUGAGAUUAAUCGGUAUUUGGAAAUCUACGACUAGAGAAAGCAAUUCAUCCAAGAAGGAUGUUAUAUCCAUUCUUAACACAUUUGAAAAGUCAUCUUCUUCAGCCAUGUUUAUGCGAAGAGGCUCUAGAUCUAGUCCUCUAACCAGUCCAUCUGUUACCUCUUUCCAAUUCGACACCAAGAAGGUAGAAGAUCAGACACCUCCUCCUGAGGGUGUUUUCAAUAGAAUCUCUCGGUCUCAAUCACCAAUAAGAACGCCAUCACCUUCUCUUCUUUCCACAAUGCCAAACGGAUCCUUCUUGAAACGAAAGUUCAGUACCAAUUCACUAUCCACCAAGUCAGAUUCUGAUUCCACCCACAAUACAGUUCUAGUUGAAAGAAGAGCUACUACUACAGUAACUAAAAGCAGAAAAAAGCCAAUGUUGGCCCUUGUAACACCUGUUAAAAAGUAA